Messenger RNA from Ostrinia furnacalis (Asian corn borer), 960 nucleotides. RefSeq names its product peptidoglycan-recognition protein LB-like. The coding region runs from base 120 to 776 and encodes 218 amino acids. NCBI's taxonomy places the organism in Eukaryota, Metazoa, Arthropoda, Insecta, Lepidoptera, Crambidae. Gene Ontology annotation, biological process: peptidoglycan catabolic process. The record is from RefSeq and is a predicted model, not a curated record. The transcript has 5 exons. Gene Ontology annotation, molecular function: N-acetylmuramoyl-L-alanine amidase activity; zinc ion binding.
UAAUAAGGGAGCACUUGUGCAUAGCGACUAUCAGUUGUUUACGUUAGUGUGAACGCAAUCUUCAUUAGUUAGUGUUUUAGUGUAAACAGUUACGGAUACCAUUAAUUUCUUUUUUCGAGAUGCCGGGUCCGCUGCCAGUAUGCACAGAUGACUUACACUCCUACAAUUUCCCCUUCGUCACCCGUUCCGAGUGGCACGCUAGGGUCCCAAAGUUGACCCUUCCCCUGCCUACCCCCGUGCCAUAUGUGGUCAUCCACCACUCCUACAGCCCGGCCGCUUGUGUGAACGGAGAGCAUUGCAGGAGAGCCAUGAGAACCAUGCAGGACAUGCAUAUGGAUGGGCAGAAUUGGGGGGACAUUGGAUAUAACUUUGCAGUGGGCAGCGAUGGAAUGGCGUACGAAGGCCGCGGCUGGCAAGCCCUGGGUGCGCACGCGCUUCAUUUCAACAGCGUCAGCCUCGGCAUAUGCGUCAUAGGGGAUUGGCGACAUGAUCUGCCGCCAGAGAACCAGCUUGAAACUACCAAGUCGUUGAUAGCCGCAGGAGUGGAACUAGGCUACAUCAGCCCCGACUACAAACUGAUUGGCCACAGGCAAGUGGGCCCAACAGAGUGCCCUGGCGACGCACUGUAUGGAGAGAUCCAGACGUGGAAACACUACUCACCGCACCCGGCUUCGUGCGAAGACCUGCUAUACCUGAAAGAAAUAUCGGAGAAAGUUAAAGAGGUUAUUAGGGGGAAUGCUACUUAUGAUGAUUAUUAUUUCAUAAAAAAGGACUGAACAUUUAGAAUUUUUUUAGGAGAGACCUCGAUUUUUCAUGCGACAUUAAAUCAGACUGAGUAGAUUUUUUUUGGGAAAUAGCGUCUAAAACAACUAUUAUGUAGAUGCUACAUUGUUAGCAGCUGAUGUACGGUUGGCUAUAAAUUAAUUAAAUAAAACUAUUUAAGUCUAAAUUACUAAUAUU